GCGUAUUUGACGUUUUAAAAAGUAAUCUUGUAGUGCUUCGAAAAUUACGGAGGUACGUUGUUAUUACAUUAUUUCAAAUAAAGGGUCAACGACAACCACAGCAAUUACCCUAUCCUACCCGGAACAGAGCUAACCGUUCGGCCACCACCGAAGCUAAUAACCUCACGCGCUGUUUGGUCAGAAUGUCAUUAUGUACUUUAAGACAUUAACAACAACUUAUCUAAUUGUCAAAUUUGGAACGUACUUAUAACCUCGAAAACUUGUCCGAAACAGAAAAUACAUUAAAUUUAAUUGCGAUACAACGAUUCUUGCUCUAUGGUAUUACUAAUUUUUCAAAAUGAGUUCUAGUGAUGACAGCAAAGAAAGUUCAGAAAAGCAAGAAAAUGAUGAAAGAACCGCAAUAAGAACUGAAUUAUCGACGCUAUCAUUUGAAGAACUUCAGAAAUUGAAGGAAAGAAUCGGCGCUAAGGUAUAUAAUGAGGCUUUGUUUGGUAAAAAUAAUGCUGGAAAAUCGAAAAAAGAACUGAAGGUUUUCAAACGUGAAAACAAAAACAGGCCACGCGAAGUGAGCUCUAAGAAGCCAGUGCCAAUGUUUGAUGUGCCUAAAGCAAAGACAAAGGAAGUUCGCGAUCCAAGAUUUGAUCCAUUAUGCGGCGAGUUUGAUAAAAAGCAAUUUGCUGAGAACUACAAUUUCCUGUCAGACAUUCGUACGAAAGAUAUCAAGACUAUUAGAGCUGAGCUGAAGAAGGUUACAGAUCCUGAACAGGAGAAAAAACUGCGGCGGUUGCUGCAAAGGCUGAAUGAUCAAUACAAGGCUAGUAAGAAGCAGAAAGAAGAACGACAGAAACAGCAGAAGCAAAGGUCACAGGUCGAACAGGACUUUCAAACAGGAAAGCAUCCACAUUUCAAAAAUAAAUCUGAAAGUCGAGUGGAGGCCCUUGUGAAACAGUAUGAGGAAUUAAAGAAGAAAGGUACUGGCCGCAUUCAGAGGCACCUUAAACGGCGUCAGCAAAAGGUUAAGAAGCGUUCAAAUAAAGCCCCAAUUGGUGUAAGUUGA
Hyposmocoma kahamanoa is the source of this 1057-nucleotide messenger RNA. RefSeq names its product ribosomal RNA processing protein 36 homolog. The coding region runs from base 338 to 1057 and encodes 239 amino acids. Gene Ontology annotation, biological process: maturation of SSU-rRNA from tricistronic rRNA transcript (SSU-rRNA, 5.8S rRNA, LSU-rRNA). Lineage: Eukaryota; Metazoa; Arthropoda; Insecta; Lepidoptera; Cosmopterigidae. The record is from RefSeq and is a predicted model, not a curated record. Gene Ontology annotation, cellular component: 90S preribosome; nucleolus. The transcript is spliced from 5 exons.